AUGCCAAAAUCAAACUCGAAUAACUGUAGAUCGGCGACAGCUGUAUCAACGAUCGAAGAAAUUAAAGUUGUGGUUGUUGGUGAUGGCUACACAGGCAAAACGACAUUAUGUAUUGUUUAUAAAGAUGGAGAAUAUCCACAAGAUCCUUAUGUACCAACCAUAUUUGAGAAUUAUGCAGCGGCAGUAACAGUGAACAAUCGUAAAUAUAUUCUCAAUCUAUUUGACAGUGCUGGUCAAGAAGAAUAUGAUCAACUGCGAAUAAUGGCAUAUCCAAAUACUGACGUUUUCAUACUUUGUUUUUCAGUUGUUGAUCCAGAUAGUUAUUCUAAUAUAUUGAGUAAAUGGAUUCCAGAAUUAAAUCGUUAUGCACCGCGUGUACCAAUUAUUCUUGUUGGAACGAAACUUGAUUUACGAAAUGAUCCGUCAACACUUGAACAGUUAGCAGAAAAAAGACAACGACCAAUCAGUCAAUCUCAAGGAGAAUAUUUGGCACAUGUUUGUUCAGCUAAAGUUUAUUUAGAAUGUUCGUCAAUGCUUAAUUUUAAUGUAAGAAAUGUAUUUGAACAAGCAAUAGAAAUACAUAAUUCUUACGAAGCAAGAUAUUAUCAUGGCUUAAGUAAUGGACGACGUAUUCUAUCUGAUAAACUUCAUUCAUGUUCAUGGUUUGGUACGUUGUUUUGUUGUACAACAGUUUCAAAAAGAUCACAUCACAAAAAUAAUCAUGAUUGUUAUACAGUGUAA
Messenger RNA from Rotaria socialis, 741 nucleotides. NCBI's taxonomy places the organism in Eukaryota, Metazoa, Rotifera, Eurotatoria, Philodinida, Philodinidae. The record is from the annotation of a GenBank genome assembly.